CACCUGAUGAUUUUCAGUUUGGUUUAAUGAGGACGGGCUCCGCUGACGCAGCCAAAGUAUUGAUUUCGUGUAAUAACACGCACUGAGUCUCGUUUUCAACACUUUUGUGGUCGCAGGCAUGUGGGUGGAGCUGUAACCUUAUAAAUCGCUCAAACCUGCCACCAGCGCACAGUACCGCAAAGUCAAAAGAGAAACCAAGGGAGGAACCUUGCUGAAGGAACCUGCGGGUUUAAAUUACAGAUUAAGCGACAAGGUUGGUUGGGGGCCCCCCUACUAUGACCGCUGGUGGGGGGCCCCAAGCAGCCGCCUACCUAUGCCUCUAUGGGAUUGUGAGAUAAAAUGGACAUCAAGCCACUUUUACAGAAGCUGGGCAUUGGUGUACGAAUCUUCUUUACAUUUCUUUUUGCUCUCGUAAUACUAGGAGUGGUACUGUGGGCUUACAUUGCCCAUGUAAAUAUUUUAUCAUCCCCGUAUGGCAUUAUGGCCUUUGGCUUUUACGGUCUUCUGCUAGGUCUUCAUCUACUGGUCCAGAGUAUUUUUGCCUUUGUGGAGCACCGGCGGAUGCGUACCCGACGAGAAGCUUGUUCCUACACCAAGACUGUUGGUUUUACCAUCUCUGCUUACCAGGAAGACCCAAAGUACCUGCGGGAUUGCUUACAAUCCAUUAAGGCUCUCCUUUAUCCACCUGAGUUGCUCCGGAUUGUCAUGGUGGUGGAUGGUAAUACAGAAGAAGACCGCUACAUGAUGGAGAUGUUCCAGGAAAUUUUUGCAGAGCAGGAUCCCAGCUGUUAUGUGUGGCAGAACAAUUACCACACACACCCAGCAGGGACAGAUCCCCAGGAAGAUGCUCAGCGCAGGGAGGUGGAAGAGAUUAUCAGAACCAAGCGGUGUGUUUGCAUUAUGCAAAAGUGGGGAGGGAAGAGAGAAGUGAUGUACACAGCAUUCAAGGCACUUGGAUCUUCUGUGGACUACAUACAGGUGUGUGAUUCAGACACAAAGCUGGAUCCCCUGGCAACAUUAGAACUGGUCAAGGUGCUUGAGAGUAACACAAAAUAUGGUGCUGUUGGUGGUGAUGUGAUGAUCCUGAACCUGAAAGACUCCUACAUCAGCUUCAUGAGCAGUCUGCGAUACUGGAUGGCUUUUAAUGUUGAGAGAGCAUGCCAGUCAUUUUUUGACUGUGUCUCUUGUAUUAGUGGCCCCUUAGGCCUGUAUAGGAAUGACCUAUUGCAACAGUUCUUAGAAGCUUGGUACAACCAAAAAUUUCUUGGCAAACAUUGCACUUUUGGAGAUGAUCGCCAUCUUACAAAUCGCAUGCUGAGCAUGGGCUAUGCUACGAAGUACACAGCUCGAUCAAAGUGCUAUACAGAGACACCAUCCCAAUUCCUGCGUUGGUUGAACCAACAGAUGCGAUGGACAAAGUCAUAUUUUCGUGAAUGGCUCUACAAUGCCUUGUGGUGGCACAAGCAUAACCUUUGGAUGACCUAUGAGUCAAUUGUGGCUGGAAUCUUCCCCUUCUUUGUCACAGCCACCAUGAUCCGACUGUUCUGGACAGGUACACUGUGGAACAUCCUGUGGGUCCUUUGCUGUAUUCAAAUAAUUGGCCUGAUUAAGGCAGCCUAUGCCUGCAUCUUGCGACAAAACAUAGUGAUGAUCUUCAUGUCUCUCUAUUCUGCCCUAUACAUGACAAGUCUUCUGCCCGCUAAGUAUUUUGCCAUGAUUACCAUAAAUAAGAGCAGUUGGGGCACUUCAGGCCGACGUAAGCUAGUGGGAAAUUACAUCCCUCUCAUUCCCCUGUCAAUAUGGGCAGCCAUCCUGCUGAGUGGUCUAAGCUACACAAUCUACAGGGAAAGCAAGCAGGACUGGAACUCAUCUGCAAAAAAAGAGGAGAUCAAAUAUUUGAUCUAUGGUGCUGUGGCAUAUGUCAGUUACUGGUUAAUAAUGGUGUUCUUAUACUGGGUGUGGUUUCGUAGACUGUGCCGAAAACGUUCACAGAGUUACAAUGUGACUGUGUAGUAUAAUUUUCCUGUGUGUUUUAUGUUUUUUAAAUUAAUUCAUUAAUUAAAUCAAUCAAUUAAUUCAUUCAUUCUCUAUAUCACCUGUCCAUUGUGGGUCAUGAAUGAGCAGGAGUCAAUCCCGGUGACAUUGGGUGAAAGGUGGGGUACACCCUGGACAGGUUGCCAGUCUGUUACAGGGCUAAGACUGAGACAAAAAGCCAUUCACACUCGCAUUCACACCUGUAGGCAAUUUAGAGUAGCCAGCUGACCAAAUCUGAAUGUCACUGGAUUGUGGAAGGAAAAUCAGAGCACCUGGAGGAAACCCAAGCAGGCACGAGCAGAACAUGCAAACUCUAUACAGAAAGGCCCCAGUCAGCCAGCAGGUUUGAACCCAGACCCUUCUUGCUGUGAGGUGACAGUGAUCACCACUGUACUGCCCCAGUAUUUUAUUUAUUUAGCUAACUAUCUAUUUAUUUAUUUAUUUAUCUUGUGUGCAUAAUGUUUGUUUUUUUUAUUUUGUUAUGUUUGUUAUGGAUUGUUUAUAACAUAUUAAUACAAUUUGCAAAGCAUUUUGUAAUAUGAAGAAUUUCCACUGUAUGUAAAAUUUACCUUGUAUUAUAAAUCUGUAUUAUACAAAUUUCCUCUCUGGUUUACAAACUGUUUUAUGCAGAUUU
This is a messenger RNA of Neoarius graeffei (lesser salmon catfish), 2668 nucleotides long. RefSeq names its product hyaluronan synthase 1 (gene has1). Gene Ontology annotation, biological process: extracellular matrix assembly; hyaluronan biosynthetic process. Bases 340 to 2013 code for a protein of 557 amino acids. NCBI's taxonomy places the organism in Eukaryota, Metazoa, Chordata, Actinopteri, Siluriformes, Ariidae. The transcript has 6 exons. Gene Ontology annotation, molecular function: hyaluronan synthase activity. The record is from RefSeq and is a predicted model, not a curated record.